GUUGGACACGCGCACUCUUAUUGACGUAACAUUUUCGCGCGCUCUCUUGACAGACUAGAUUUGGCCGCAAGCCUAUACACACGCUCGCUGAGGAAAAUAUACAGAUAUUUCGAUUGAAAUAAAAGAUCGGGGAAGGCUAGCUAGCUACAGCGUGAGGAAGAUUCGGUGUGAAAAAACGAGUGACGCUUAUGAUGACGCCUCGUCAGGACCAACAGGUUGAGAGAUUGUUGGAUGAGGUGCUAAAGGGCAGCAAUGUCAAAGCGUUGGAGGACUUUUUACAAGAUGACAUCAGCGAGGAAACGGCCCUGAAGUGCUCCAGACAGUUCGUCAGCAAGUUGGAUAAAUUAAUCAGCAGAGAGUUAGAUCAAAGGAACAUCAAGAAUGCCUGUUUGGGGCUUUGCAUCCUGCACAAGUGUGGGAAAAACCUGGUUGCCCCAGGGGGUCAUGGGUUAUCAGGCAUGGUCUCCCAGGGUCUGGUCAAGAAGAUGGUGCAGUGGUAUGAGAAAGCCAGGCUAUUGUGGGUGGAGACGGGGACACUGAGGACUGAGGCCCUCAACAACCUUGCAGAAGACUUCUUUGAUGCUCUCUUGGUUGUUCACGAAGCAAGCAAAGAGGGCACACAUCAAAUCACUGAGUCUCUGCUGUUUCCUAUUGGCCAACUGGCCGCAGACCCACGGGUGAACAUUAUGAUCCAGAAAGAGGCGAUUCGGAAACUGAACAUCAUUCUUGACAAGAUGCCCGUGGAUCUGAAGAAGGAGAAGAAGAUCUUGUCGUCUCAGGAUGCCUCUGACAUCAUGACCAACCUGGCUGGCAGGAUCUUGGUGGGUGGAGACUACGACCUGCAGAUUGCCCUGAUGGAGGCGCUGUGCCGGAUGACCACCAGGGGGCAGCGGAGGGAGCUGGCGGAUCGCUGGUUCACCAUGGGCUUCGUAGCCAGCGCCUUCAACAAGAUCCAGGACUCUGAGUUUGAGACGGACUGCCGCAAGUUUCUGAACCUGGUGAAUGGGAUGCAGGGAGAUGGUAGAAGAGUGUUCUCCUACCCCUGUCUGGAGGUUUUUCUAGACAAGCAUGAGCUGCUGAUGCCCGCUGACGAGAAACUGGAGGAGUUCUGGAUCGACUUCAACCUGGGAAGCCAGAGUAUCUCCUUCUACUUCUCUCUGGCUGAUGAAAACGCACAGGAAGGCCAGUGGGACACUGUCUGCAUCCCAGAGAAUGAAGUCCACAGUUACGACAUCAAAGAGGAAGGGCGGAGGUGUGUGCUGAGACUGAAGCUGUCUGAGCCGCUGUGUGUGAGCGGGCUGGAGGGCUCCUCCCUCUCCCUGCACUUCAGCUCCUCCCUGGACGUCCUGCAGGUGGCGCGCAGAGUCUACGGACACACCAAGAACAAGACUUUUGUGGGCAAGACCGGCACGUCUGUGGUGAAGACCACAGUCCAGAUCAUCCUGGAUGAAAGCAACUCCCAGACUGUGGCUCCUGAGAAGCAUGCGUCUCACAUCAGUGCUCUGGACAGAGAGAAGAACAGCGCCCCCUGGCUGCAGCCCCCUCGCUCCACACCCCUAAAGAUGAAGGCUCCAGCCAGGAGGAGAACGUCUGAGUCCAGCAGCUUCAUCAGCAGCAGCGGAGGAGGAGGCGGCCGUGGCGGCAGUCCUUUCACUGUCGUCAUGGCAACGGCCACUCCUAACAGCAGGGCCAGGAUGAAACCAGCCCUGGAGCUGAUGAGCUCCUGUGAGCAGCCGACCCGGCCCAGCCUGGCAGACCUGAGCAGGAGCGACACCCCUGGACGCUCCCCGCCUCUGGAGACGGCCAGCAGGGGAGCACAGGCGGACGCUCCUCUGCCCCGAAGCACCUCCAAGCCAGACCGGCCAGCACACCUGGCAGAGCAGUACCGCAGGAACAUCCCAGUGGACAAAGUGGUGGAGAUGGUUCAGGGUGACGAGGAGCUUCUUGACCACAGCUUUGUUCCAGACUCGCAGCCCUCCGCGACCACGGAGAGGUCGAUAUUCACCCACUGGACCAAGGGAUCGGUCUCUGACACGCUGCAGCCAGGACAGAGGAGGUUCAGCAGGGCUCUGCCCCAGCCCGAGCCAGCGUCUGUGCCAACUGUGGGCCAGCAGGAUCGGCCGUCCUCAGCCCAGAGAGCCCAGGCUUUGAGCUCAGGCCCUGCCAGCCACAAGCAGCUCCAUGCCCAGCUCACCCAGCGCCUGCAGGAUGUCCUCCGGGAGAGGAAGCAGCAGGACGCAGGGCCUGUUGAGCGAGGUGGGCCUCAGGGACGAGGUGGGCCUCAGGGACGAGGUGGGACCCAGGAGCGAGGUGGGACCCAGGAGCGAGGUGGGCCCCAGAAGCGAGGUGGAUCCCGGGAGAAAGGGCCUGAGAAGGGUGGAAGGUCUCAGAGCAGAGGUGGAUCUGAAGGGCGUGGUGUCGGAGACUUCCAGCAGCUUACAGGGAGGCAGAGCCUGGGUAAAGGGAAGGCCAAGAGCCAGAAGCCCCAGGACCCGGAGCCUGUCCUGGCCAAGGCUCCAGUAAAGCCCUCCCUCACCCAGAGCAAGAAGGGCCUGCAGGAGAGGCCGACCCCCAACCCCAAGGUGAAAGCCUCAAGACCAGACUCCAGCAGAGAGAAGAGGGAUGCAGAAGUGGCAGACGGCAUUGUGAAGCUCAUCUCUAGCCGCUACGACUUCCCCACCCCCUCCAUCUCUGCCUGCGAGGCCUUGGCACACACCGCCUCUCCUCCCAAGAACCCUCCGGCCCCCAAAAGAUCUCUGUUUGAGAAAAGCUGGCUGCCCCCGGCCAAGAAGCAAGCCUCCGGAUUUCUCAAGUCCUACAGCAACAGCAGGAAAAGUGCUGUGGAGAAAAACGGAGAGGACAUCUUCGCAUUCACUAUGGACUCACCGCUAAGUAUCGGGCGCAAGGUGAAGAGCAACGAGUCGUCUGCUGUUGACAGCAGUGCCCUGUAUGACUCCUGGGCUCUGCCCAGCACUACCAAGAAAGGCCUGCUCUUAAAGCCUCAGCCCCCCCCCAGGCGCCACGUGAAGAAGCACCUGUUCAGUGACACAGACACCAGCGGCGGGGCGGAGGUCAGCUGGCUGAGGGAGUCCAGCAGGAAGGCCAAGCCUAAAGUGACCGAUUACAGCAGGCAGCCUGCAGCCAGACCCAGGGCCCCCGCACCGGACACCACACUCGAUUCUCCUGACCACCUCCCUGCAUCCUCCAAAGCUGAGAAGGAGAAUGCCAAGCCCAAAAAGAAGGGCUCCGCUGUGAGGGAGUCAGGUGGUCUGGGGGUCAGAGAGGAGCCUGCAGAGCGCAGUAGAGCCACCAGGAGGCCCCAGAGAGCUGCCGCCACCUCCAAGAGCUACAGGGAGCCUGACAGUGACGGCAGCGACAGCCAAUCAGAGACGGAGCAGCCGUCCGUGCCUAAGAAGGCUUCUCUGGAACAGGAUCAGGAGCUGAAGAAGACGAAGACGAUCAAGACCGCGGCCGCCACCAAGACUUUCAAAACGCCCGACGACAACGAAAGCCAAUCAGAGACAGAGCAGCCGUCUCGUCCUAAGAAGCCAUUCGGCGGAGAGGUGGAGAAAAAGAGCGCGAGAGUCGUCGAGGAGGUGAGGAAAAAGAGGACGACUCCCCCGGCCAGGGACCAGACGAGUGUGGUGAAGGACUCGUGGGCGUCCCGACUGGCCUCCUUCUCUCUCUCUCCUCCCCCCAUCGAGAGGAUGAGAGGCACGGCUGCCGAGAGGUCGGUCGUCCUGCCCAGGUCCCCCCCCACCCCGCUGGGCUCCCUGUCCGGCUCUCCCAUCUGCGGUGCCCCCCCCUCGCCUCUCCCAGACUUCCCUAAGCCCCCCCGCAGCGGUGACGGAGCCUCUGAACCCUCCACCUUCCACAGCGCCCGGAGUAGGAGCAACGGCAAGGCCGUGAAGAUUCCCUCUCUCCAUCCUCUCACCCCUCUCCCCUCCCUCACUCCCCUUCCCUCCCUCACCCCUCUCCCCUCCCUCACUCCCCUUCCCUCCCUCACCCCUCUCCCCUCCCUCACUCCCCUCCCCUCCCUCCCUUCUCUCUGCCCCCUCACCCCCCUCGGCCAGAGCCCGGUCCUUCGAGCCCCGAGGCCCAGUGUUGUGGAGCCCCAGCUGAGCCCCAUUAAGCGGGCUCUCUCCCCUGCCCAGUCCCCUCUCUCCCAGUCCUCCCAGCCCCUCCUGACCUCCACAGCCCUGGAGAGGACCCCCCCUCUCUCCCCUCUCGACUCCCGCUUCGUGCCCGGAGACACUCUCAACCAGGGCAUCCAUUUCGGCUUCGACCAGGAGUCGCUGGUCUCCAGGGUAACGCUAAGCCAAUCCUCGUCAAGGUCUGUGGUGUCGGUGUCGAGAGUGGAGAUCAAGCCGGUAGCCAUGGCUACCAAGCUGGAGAAAACACCAUCUUCUGACCAGCAGCACAAGCCAGACCAACACCACUAUCACAUUUCAGGACCGAGCCGCAAGCGUUGCAACUCCAAGCCCCAGAACUCGGAGGAGGAGGUGAAAGGAGGAAAGAGGAGCAGGAUGAGAGAUCAAGCUGUCAAGAUCAGGCCCAGGAAACUAUUCAAGUCAUCGGCUAAGCCCCGCCUCCCAGUGGCUAAGCCCCGCCUCCCAGGCCAAGCCCAGAGCUGGGGAGAGCACAACAGCUCUGAGGAGGAGGAUGGAGAAGAAGACCAGGAUGGAAAAAACAUGGAGGAUGUGGUCCCCGUGGCAACCAAGACAAGCUUCCGCCACAUCCAGAGCAAGAGGGCUCAUGACACGGUCAUAAAGGUGUCUCCAGAGGGGGAGGGGGGCAGACAGGUAUCCUCACGCACCGUGACGUCCAGAUGUUGGGAGGCCAGUGUGGAGGAGGAGGAGGGGGAGGAGGAAGGGGAAAUGGAGGUGGACCUGCCGCACAGCACUAGCCCCCUUGAUAUGGCUGGCAUGUGUCGGCAGUUCAGCUCAGAGCUACAGAGGAAGUUCCAGGGCCGGUCCAGGAGGAUGGAGAUGUACACCACACAGUCUCUGCAGACCGUGCAGCAACAUGUCUCCUCUAUCAGCCUGCAAGUCAGCGAGCACAGGUCCCAGAAUCUGGAGCAGGUACGGAAUGUCCUGCUGGAGGAGAUGGGCAACCUGGAGAAGGACAGCGUGACUCUGAAGAGCAUGGAGAAGGAGCUGACCACGUACUGGAGGAAGCAGUCUGUAGCUUUCCACUGCUACCAGGAGAGAGAGACCCGAAGACUGCAGAGCCUGAAGACAGCUUUCCAGACCAAAACGUCUCACAGCCUGGAGUACGAGGAACACAUCUUCACCUCACAGAUGUGUCUGAUGAGACAGGACAUGAAGUCCGUCCAGGAUCGCCUCGUCAAGGAGAUGCAGGAGGAGGAGAUCCAGAAUGUCCGGAGAGGACUGAAGGCUCUGUUCCUGCCUGAGGGGCACAUGUUCUGACCCCGGACAACACAUAGAAGGUCUCCUACUUCUCCUCACGCUACACCCUUAGCUCACACAGAAUGAGGGUCAUGAGAGGUUCAUGUUCUGACAAGUUCGGUUGUUUUUGAGUUAGGUUAAAGUCAAUUAAAUAUACAUACAUGGAUAGACUAUGUAAUAAUAUAUAUAUGUUAAUUAUUCAAAUAUUAGGAAAUGUUUUAUUUAUUCAUUUGUAAGUUACUAAUUGGCCCCCGUUGGCUUGAUGUUUUACAAUACCUUUUGUAAGUUUUUAACCAUCUCUGGUAAUGGAGUAAUAUUUUUAAAUAAAUAAUGAAUUUAAUAACUAUAUUUUGAACAAUUUUGUUCCUGUUAAAAUGACCACGUUCCCGGUGCUUUUGAAUUUCGAAUAAAUGAAAGUUUUCUACA
Molecule: messenger RNA, 5834 nt
Organism: Osmerus eperlanus (European smelt)
Lineage: Eukaryota; Metazoa; Chordata; Actinopteri; Osmeriformes; Osmeridae
Gene: sycp2
Product: synaptonemal complex protein 2
Exons: 47
Coding region: 189-5429 (1746 amino acids)
Biological process (GO): female meiotic nuclear division; male meiotic nuclear division; mitotic G1 phase
Cellular component (GO): lateral element; condensed chromosome, centromeric region
Source: RefSeq, a predicted model, not a curated record